Oryza brachyantha (malo sina) is the source of this 1891-nucleotide messenger RNA. RefSeq names its product protein NRT1/ PTR FAMILY 8.2-like. Bases 47 to 1789 code for a protein of 580 amino acids. Gene Ontology annotation, cellular component: membrane. Gene Ontology annotation, biological process: oligopeptide transport; transmembrane transport. Gene Ontology annotation, molecular function: transmembrane transporter activity. The transcript has a single exon. NCBI's taxonomy places the organism in Eukaryota, Viridiplantae, Streptophyta, Magnoliopsida, Poales, Poaceae. The record is from RefSeq and is a predicted model, not a curated record.
GAUAGAUUAGAUUAGAGAUAGAUAAUUAGGGCCGGGGCCUCCGAAGAUGCCGGCGACGACGACCGACGGCACGACGGACCACGGCGGCAAACCGGCGGUAAGGAGCAAGACUGGGACGUGGCGGGCGUGCCCGUUCAUCCUGGGCAACGAGUGCUGCGAGCGCCUGGCCUACUACGGCAUGAGCUCCAACCUCGUCAACUACAUGGUCGACCGCCUCCGCCAGGGCAACGCCGCCGCCGCCGCCAGCGUCAACAACUGGUCCGGCACAUGCUACGUCAUGCCCCUCGUCGGGGCCUUCGUCGCCGACGCCUACCUCGGUCGCUACCGCACCAUCGCCGCAUUCAUGGCGCUCUACAUUCUCGGCCUCGCGCUCCUCACCAUCACUGCCUCCGUGCCCGGCAUCAAGCCGCCCUACUGCGGAGGCGCAGUCGCACCCUCCGCUCCGUGCGGGCCCUCCGGCGCCCAGACCGCCGCCUUCUUCGUCGCGCUUUACCUCAUCGCCCUGGGCACCGGCGGGAUCAAGCCCUGCGUCUCCUCCUUUGGCGCCGACCAGUUCGACGACGCCGACCCGCGGGAGCACCGGAGCAAGGCCUCCUUUUUCAACUGGUUCUACAUGUCCAUAAACGCUGGCGCCCUGGUCGCAUCAUCGAUGCUCGUCUGGGUGCAGAUGAACAUCGGCUGGGGAUGGGGCUUCGGCAUCCCAGCGAUCGCCAUGGCAGUCGCCGUCGCCAGCUUCCUCCUGGGAAGCAAGCUCUACAGGCAUCAGAAGCCGGGGGGCAGCCCGCUCACCAGGAUGCUGCAGGUGGUCGUGGCCGCAGCCAGGAAGUCACGAGUGGUGGCGCUGCCCGCGGACGCCGCCCUCCUCUACGAGGGCGAGGGGGACAACAAGACCUCCUGCAGCGGCCGGAGGCGGGUGGCGCACACGGACCAGUUCAGGUGGCUUGACCGGGCGGCGGUGGUGACGGCCGAGGACGGCGGCGGCCCCUGGCGGCUGUGCCCGGUGACGCAGGUGGAGGAGCUCAAGACGGUGGUGCGGCUGCUGCCGGUGUGGGCGAGCGGCAUCGUGAUGUCGGCGGUGUACGGGCAGAUGAGCACCAUGUUCGUGCUGCAGGGCAACACGCUGGACCCUCGCAUGGGCGCCUCCUUCAAGAUCCCCUCCGCCUCGCUCUCCAUCUUCGACACCCUCAGCGUCAUCGCCUGGGUCCCCGUCUACGAUCGCCUCAUCGUCCCCGCCGCCCGCCGCUUCACCGGCCACCCGCGCGGCUUCACUCAGCUCCAGCGCAUGGGCAUCGGCCUCGUCAUCUCCGUCUUCUCCAUGGUCGCCGCCGGGGUGCUCGAGGUGGUGCGCCUCCGCGUCGCCGCCGCCCACGGCAUGCUCGACUCCACAGACUAUCUGCCCAUCUCCAUCUUCUGGCAGGUGCCGCAGUACUUCAUCAUCGGCGCCGCUGAGGUGUUCGCCUUCAUCGGCCAGAUCGACUUCUUCUACGACCAGGCGCCGGACGACAUGCGCAGCAUGUGCACCGCCCUGUCGCUCACCUCGUCGGCGCUCGGAAACUACCUCAGCACGCUGCUCCUAGUCAUCGUCACGGCCGUCUCCACAAGGGGUGGCGGCGUCGGCUGGAUCCCCGACAACCUCAACCGCGGCCACCUCGACUACUUCUUCUGGCUGCUCGCCGUGCUCAGUACCGUCAACUUCCUCGUCUACCUAUGGAUCGCCAAGUGGUACAGGUGCAAGACGGCCGCCACCACCACCGCGGCUAGUGAUGAAGCAGACGCCCAAAACGCUUGAUGGCCAGAUUGUAAUUUGAUUUGCCAGAACCAGUAUUAAUAUUGUUGUUUGUGUUGUGUGGGCUGUUAAACAUCGAUCAAAUGGCAAAUUGACGCUCUGCUA